Molecule: messenger RNA, 2672 nt
Organism: Cimex lectularius (bed bug)
Lineage: Eukaryota; Metazoa; Arthropoda; Insecta; Hemiptera; Cimicidae
Product: hexosaminidase D-like
Exons: 7
Coding region: 338-2212 (624 amino acids)
Biological process (GO): carbohydrate metabolic process
Molecular function (GO): hexosaminidase activity
Source: RefSeq, a predicted model, not a curated record
CCCACUCACCUAGCCAACUCGGUUGCAAUGCCUCAGACUUAGUCGUCCUCAGUAUCACCGUUUCCGCCGGGCUCGCUUCGUCUCGCGUUCUCUACUCGUCCGACUUUUUAUUUCUCAUUCGAUCCUUCUCUCUGCGGCAUCUUUUCUGCGAUAUUACGUUGUUCCCAUAUCGACUCGAGUCUGAGGAAAAUCCCUUCUCCACAGGUUUAUCAUAAUAUCUCAGAAUCCUGGAGGAGGCCGUCCAUCAUCCUGGCGGUUGUUGCGGGUGUCACAUGGAAGUGAUUCGAUGGAAAAUGCUAUUGUGGAUAAUAUCCUGAUUUUCGUAUAUUAGCUAAGGAUGAAGAUAGCUGGUCAUUAUGCAGGGUGGGUGACCCUCACUGUUUGGAGGAAAAAAACUAGUUUACUCGUAUUAGUGUUGGCGGUGAUUCUUGUAGUUGCCUGUUUUCAAUACAAUUCGGCCAAAGAAGUUCCAGAGAAAGAGGAUGAGGUCGCAAAAGUUGGAAGCAUGCAAGACAAACGGAGCUUGUUGGGUGGGAGUAGUGUACAAUUUGUUUUUAAUGUACCAUCCCAAACUGUGCCUUCUCCUGCAAAAAGCUUUAUUUCCUACAAUGAUGAAAGCAUGUUGAGAGACGACAUUAAAAAGAAUGAGGUCAGUGAUAUGGCUCUAAAUGAGAUGUCGUCAUUCAGUAAAACCCCAUACGUACCUGCUAAGCGUCUUCUACAUUUGGAUCUUAAGGGAGCACCUCCAAAAGUAUCCUACUUAAAGAAAGUCAUUCAACUUGCUAAAGAUUCUGGAGCCACAGGAAUUUUAUUAGAGUGGGAAGAUAUGUUUCCAUGGACAGGACCUUUGGCCAACAUUGCUGCUGGCAAUGCAUAUUCUAAAAAUGACAUAAAAGAAAUUUUAACAUUUUCAAUGGAAUCUGACUUGGAAGUAAUUCCGCUUAUUCAAACUUUCGGUCAUGUGGAAUUCGCAUUGAAACACGAAGAAUUUGCACAUUUGAGAGAAGUACCUGAAUCAGCUCAAGCCUUGUGCCCUUCACUAAAUGCUUCUCUUGAUUUUGUCCAGUUGCUGAUUGACCAGGUCAUGGAACUUCAUCCUCAUUCAAAAUACCUACAUAUCGGCUGUGACGAAGUAUUUCAAAUGGGAGAAUGUUCAAGAUGCAGGAACCAGCAAAGAGAAAAUCUGUUUUUAAAUCAUGUUGCGCGAGUUGCAGGCAUAGUCAGGUCAAAAUAUCGAAAUGUCACUCCCAUAAUCUGGGAUGAUAUGCUUAGGCAUCUUACUCCUAACAGUCUUGAACAGUAUCGAAUCGGAGAAUUGGUAGAACCGAUGGUAUGGGUUUAUGCCGAAGACGUCUACCGAUUUGUAUCAUAUUCAGUAUGGGAUAAAUAUGCUGCCAUCUUCCCGAGAGUAUGGGCUGCGAGUGCUUUUAAAGGUGCCUUUGGAGAGACACUUUACAUCCCGAAUGUUAAACGCCAUUUGGAGAAUAAUUUGAGAUGGUUAGAUGUGAUGAGUAACGAAGGGCCAAAGUUUAAACACGGUUUUCAAGGGAUCGCAAUAACUGGAUGGCAAAGAUAUGACCAUUUUUCUGUCCUCUGUGAGCUCCUUCCAGCAGCGAUUCCAUCAUUGACAGUUACACUUGUAGCUACUACAUACGGGUAUAUGAAUUCGUCUCUUCGUGCUAAGUUAAAUUCAUUUUUAAACUGUGGUAUACUUGGACCUUCGAGUUAUUUUAACUUGAACACAGAUCCUUUUUUGUGGGAUUCCUACUCAAGAUGCGCUUUCCCAGGCAAUGCUUUUUUUAAAUUAACAUACAGACUCAACAAUGCUGAAAAAGAAGCCGAUGAACUUAUCUCGAUGAUAAGAAAACAAAAGGGUUGGAUGACUGAUUACAACGUGAGGCAUAAUUUUUCAACUUCGCUACGAAUCGACGAACUUAUGCAAGACCAUCCGAGAAUACAGCACUCGAUGAUUAGCUUAGCCAAAUCUGCUAAAGACGCGUUGGUAGACGUCUUUGAUAUACACACCAUAGCGGAAUGGAUAGAGCAAAAAAUAUAUCCGUACGUAUCGGAGCUAGAUCAAAUUGAGAAGGAUGCGAACGCACUGAGGGCGAGGAAAGUCUGGCCAAGAAGGCCGUUUCCAUUGUUAAACGACCUUUAUAACAGAUUAGGAAUUCAAGGUGACGAAGAAAAUGAAGUAAUUCCUCCUGGUUGAUAGAAAAAUAAAAAACAAGAAAGUUUACCAAGAAUAAUGUGAUAAUUUUAUUAGAUCUCCUGGCCAAUUUUGGUCAAGGGACCUUUUUUUGUGAUCCAAUAUUUUCAUUUUUUUGUACAUUUAAACUCAUUACAUGUUCAUUUGUAAAUUGGCUUGAACUACCUAUUUAUUUGUCACAUGAAUAUUAAUUUUUGCAAGAAUUCUUUGUUUUUGUGAUUAUACUUAUGGCGGAAUUGAAUCAAACUAAAGAGAAAUGUAAAUAUCAACCAAAUUAUUUAAAAAAAAGAAAAAUUUGAAUUUUUAUAGUUGUUCGCUAUGCUUUUGUAUAAAACUGCUAAUCGAUAUCUCUGUAAAUUAUUUCCAUUGGUUUCCUUUCCUCGGAUAGAUGUUAUUAGCUGGUGCCUUUGACCUUAUUACAGAAAAGUUGUAAAAAUAUGUAAAUAUAUCUACUCUGCUCAUA